Aspergillus eucalypticola CBS 122712 is the source of this 680-nucleotide messenger RNA. RefSeq lists its product as uncharacterized. The transcript has 3 exons. The annotation marks the transcript as partial. Lineage: Eukaryota; Fungi; Ascomycota; Eurotiomycetes; Eurotiales; Aspergillaceae. The record is from RefSeq and is a predicted model, not a curated record.
GAUGUAGAGGUUCAUGUAUCAUGUAUUUGAUCUAUCUGAAGACCAAAAUCUCGGUUGUCGGUUGGUGUCAGGUAAUGACAGGCUAGAGUGAAUGUCUCAAUAUAUCCUAUAGUCUAGCAGCGACGAUGGUCAAGGCUAGCGAGCUUUUGGAGGCCUUCAAGAAAGAGAAUUUGGAUUGCUACCGCCUACACACUGCGCUAGUCGACCAACUUCUACCCUUCCUCGCCGACACAUUCGAACUCGGCAUCAAUCCAAACCUUUUACCCGAUCGGGCCGAGAACGAGACCAUUGAGCAAGAACGUUUACGUUGCUUUGUUCUGGAACGUUUACUCGAUGAAUUGGCUCGGGACAUGGAAGAUGAUGUGCAUGACGCCGAUAUUAUAACUGCGGUGGACUAUCCCUUCGUUAUAAGGGUAUUCUAUUGGUAUCUCAACAAGAUUCCGCGUUCGCUGUCAUAUCAUGAUAAACAUAGCAGCGCCACUUCACGGGUUCGGGCGGGUGUCAAGAGGCGUCAUCAACAUGAUAAGUACUUGAAGACGCUGUUGGCGAGCCAACGUGAAGCGAUACAGAGACGAAUUUCUCAUGGCAAUCAGAAAAAGGCAACUAGCCAGCAAACAAGCACUGUCUCUGAGAGGGAAUUGAGUAUGCCUGAUACACUUCGGGGCACUCCACGUUCGCAC